Cyprinus carpio (common carp) is the source of this 5195-nucleotide messenger RNA. RefSeq names its product elastin-like. The record is from RefSeq and is a predicted model, not a curated record. Gene Ontology annotation, molecular function: extracellular matrix structural constituent. The transcript is spliced from 57 exons. The coding region runs from base 244 to 3459 and encodes 1071 amino acids. NCBI's taxonomy places the organism in Eukaryota, Metazoa, Chordata, Actinopteri, Cypriniformes, Cyprinidae.
CUCUGCUUUUUUGGCAGGAGUGACCAGAAUAAAAACAGCAACACCAGACAUAGAAGAGAAAAAAGUGCAAUGAUCCAUCAAACCAAAUGCUUUGCCCUUUCCUAAUUAUGUUGUGUCCAGUAUCAUUUUCUUUUUUCCUCCCCUCUUCACUUUUUUUUUUUUUGAGACAUUUUUGAAGUGGUAAUUAGCUCUUGGAGAAUAAAACCAGCUCAUUUGGGGAGGGCCAGUGCAUUUCGGGGCGAGAUGGCUAACAGGAGGGUUGUGUUGUUCCUUCUCGGAUUCAUCCUCACCAUACAGCUGAGUCCUUCACUGCAAGGAGGGGUGUAUGUGCCACCGGGUUCAGCUGGAGCAGGACCAGGAGCAGCUGGAUUGCUACCAGGUGCUGGAAUUUACCCAGGUGCUGGGACGUCCCAAUACAAAGCAGCAAAAGCAGCAGCAGGAGGAUAUGGAGGUGCUGCUGGGACUCAAACAGGAGCUUUAGGGGCUGGAGGUUAUGGAGCUGGUGGUUAUGGGGCUUAUGGUGCAUAUGGUGGUGCUGGAAGAUUUUACCCAGUGGCUGGAGGUCUGAAACCAGCUAAAUCAGGCACUGGGCUACCUGGAGGAGGUCUACCUGGAGGAGGUCUACCUGGAGGUGCUGGUGGAAAGCCUGCUAAAGGGCCAGGUGCAGGAGGAACUGGUCUUCCAGGUCUUGUCAUUCCUCAGACCGGGGUACAAGGACUAGGCCCUGGUGGGGUUGGACCUGGGGGAAAAGCAGCAAAGGCCGGAAAAGCUCCAGUGCCGGGUGUGGGAGUGCCUGGACCAUAUCAAGGAGGACUUGUUCCUGGACAAGGCUUCAAUGGGCGGGGUGUUCUUCCUGGUGUAGCCACAGGAGCUGGACUCAAACCUAAAUCAGCUGCUGGAGGGCAGGGUCUGGUACCAGGUGGUGGUGGGCGUGGAUAUGGACCACUGCAACAAGGAGUAUUUCAUGGAUACCCUCUCAAAUCUCCCAAAGCCCCAGGGGCUGGGUUACCCUACACUGGUGGGAAACUUCCAUACGGUUAUGGUGGUUUUGGUGGAGGUACUGGACUCCCUGGUGGGAAAGGAGGAGCUGGCUCCAAGCCGGGUUAUCCAACAGGAACUGGUGUUGGGACUUUAGGGGUAUCUGCUGCACAGGCCAAAGCUGCUAAAUAUGGUACUGGAGCUGGUUUUGGUGGGGCUGGAGCUUUUCCGGGUGGUGCUGGUGGACUUUACCCUGGUGCAGGAGGUGCGGGUGUUUUUACACCAGCUCAAGCUAAAGCAGCUAAAUAUGGUGCUGGUCCUGGUGUUACUGGUAUUGGUGGUGUACCAGGUGCAGGUGGACUCUUUCCUGGGGCAGGGGGUCCUGGUGUGCUCUCCCCUGCUCAAGCAAAAGCUGCUAAAUACGGUGCAGGAGCAGUUCCUGGCGGGGUUGGGAUUGGUUCUGGUGGCACUGGGAUUGUGCCAGGAGCUGGAGGGGUCUAUCCUGGAACGGGAGGUCUUACUCCUGCUCAAGCAAAAGCUGCCAAAUACGGUACAGGUGCAGUUCCUGGUGCGGUUGGGAUUGGUCCUGGUGGCACUGGGAUUGUGCCAGGAGCUGGAGGGGUCUAUCCUGGAACGGGAGGUCUUACUCCUGCUCAAGCAAAAGCUGCUAAAUAUGGUGCAGGAGUAGUUCCUGGUGCAGUUGGGAUUGGUCCUGGUGGCACUGGGAUUGUACCAGGAGCUGGAGGGUUCUAUCCUGGAAUGGGAGGUCUUACUCCUGCUCAAGCAAAAGCUGCUAAAUACGGUGCAGGAGUAGUUCCCGGUGCAAUUGGGAUUGGUCCUGGUGGCGCUGGGAUUGUGCCAGGAGCUGGAGGGGUCUAUCCUGGAACAGGAGGUCUUACUCCUGCUCAAGCUAAGGCUGCUAAAUACGGUGCAGGAGUAGUUCCUGGUGCAAUUGGGAUUGGUCCUGGUGGCGCUGGGAUUGUGCCAGGAGCUGGAGGGGUCUAUCCUGGAACAGGAGGUCUUACUCCUGCUCAAGCAAAGGCUGCUAAAUACGGUGCAGGAGUAGUUCCUGGUGCGGUUGGCAUUGGUCCUGGUGGUGCUGGGAUUGUGCCAGGAGCUGGAGGGGUCUAUCCUGGAACGGGAGGUCUUACUCCUGCUCAAGCAAAAGCUGCUAAAUACGGUUUGGGUGGGGCAGCUGGAACUGGUGUUGUACCUGGUGUCGGAGGACUGUACCCUGGAGCUGGAGGUGCACCAGUUGGUGGAGUAGUUGGGGGAGCUGGGGGAAUUCCUGGAACAGCAACAGGGGCUGGAGUGUAUCCAGGUGGAGUGAAGCCUCCUAAAUAUGGAGGAGCAGGAGGGGCCGGUGUUGUCCCAGGCUACGGUUCUGUUGCUGGGAUCGGAGGAGUUCCUGGAGCUGUGCCUGGAGCUGGAGGGCUAGGAGCUGGUGCCAAACCUCCUAAAUAUGGAGUUCCUGGAGGAGUGCCAGGAGGAGUACCAAUAACUGGAGCAGGAGGAUACCCUGCUGGUGCCAAGGCUCUUAAAUAUGGUUUGGGUGGAGCUGGUGGACUCCCAGGUGGAGUUGGAACAGGAACUGGAUAUGGAGGGUAUCCAGCAGGAGUUAAACCUCCGAAAUAUGGAGUUGCAGGAGGUGCAGGUACGGUACCUGGUGCAGCAGGUGCACCACUGCCUGGAACUGGGACAGGACUGACACCAGGCGUCGGGGUUGGAGGAUAUCCUGGUGGACUCAAACCUCCUAAAACUGGCACUGGGAUAACUGGAACUGGAAUAGCAGCUCCUGGUGCAACACCUGGUGGUGACGUGGUGGUCGUACCUGGUGGCACAGGCAUUGGUGUUCCUGGUGGUACUGGUCUGCCUGUUGCACCAAGUGGAAAACCAGCAAAGCUUCCAACCCUGGCUCCUGAAGGGACUGCUGUACCAGGACCAACGGCUCUUGUAGCAACUGGCAAGGCCCCUGAGCUCAGUGGUGCUCAAAGAGUACCUAUUGCUGGUGUCUCUAAACAUGGAGCGGGUCCUGGUGGGGUUUACCCCUAUGGCUAUGGCCCAUUUUCUGGAAGCACUGGGAUUGGAACUGGAGUGUUACCAGGAGCCAAACCUCUAAAAGCCCCUGGUGUUGGAGGAGCAGGCAGUGUCGCUGGUGUAGGGGGAGUUGGAGGGGCAGGGGCUUUUCCUGGACUCGUACCUGGAGCAGGUGCAGGGUUUCCAGCAGGUGUGGGAACUGGUGCUAAACCACCUAAACCAGGCUACGGCUCUUUGGGUACAGGAUACGCACAGCCAGGUGGUGUAGCUCCAGGAGGAUAUGGAGGAUAUCCACAAACAUAUCCAGGAGGAUAUGGAGCAGGACUGUCACUACAACAAGCCAAAGCAGCCAAAUACGGAGGUGGACUGACGGGAUUCCUGGGAGCAGGUUAUCGAGGAGGAGCCGGCUGCCAAGGAAAAUACUGCGGGAGGAGAAGAAAGUAAAGGAUCUCUUGAGAUGUGAAGUGACCUCAAGAAACAUGGUGCUACUGCAUGCUCCAGAAUGUACUUUUGAUACUCAAACAAACAAUCCCAACAUGCACAAGUGUUAUGUUUUGUACUGAUCGUAAAUAUUUGUAACGAAUCCAAGAUCCCUCAAACGUCUAGUGUUUUGUGAAAAUAAUUCCAAUCCUAAUGGCACAUUCCAUCAUGUUACUGUUUCCUAUUAUAACCGGGUUGAUUAGCUGGCAAUGCUGUUGUGUAACUGUCAAUGUUUUAACCACGACCUCUUAUUUGUGGACGUUUCUGAGACCAUCUGAAGCUCUUUUGAUCAGUUGCAGUCACAAUCUCACACUCUAGAUUCUUAAAAGUAACGCCAUUUCUUGCCUGCACAACAUCAUCCAGCGUCCUCGCGACACAUCGGUGCUGCAGGUUUAGAGUGAGUGAAAGCAUCAGACUGCUGAUUAAAUACUUCACAUCUGGCUGUGCUUCAGCUCAGGGCUUUGCCUGUUAUUUUUACCCUUCAGCAGCUUUACGAUUACAGUCCUUUAUGGGUGACUCUCUCACACACACAAAUUAUAUUUUGCAUGAAGAAAUUUAAGCCUGUUUUAGGUAGGCAAUUAAACACAUAUUCCACCAAAAUUCUAACACAUUUGGUGCUUUAAUUAUUUGUAAUUAUUAAUUGUUAGGGUUAGUAUUCGUUCUUGCAUACUGUGUGAAGAGCUCUGCUCUGAUUAUGCUGAGAACAAGCAGAAGUGAAUGAUGCCUUACAUCUAAUAUCAAUCAUCUAUUUUGGUAUCUGUCAAACUGAAAGUAACUCUGUAAAACAGUAAUCAUAUUUCUAGUAUAUUAUGUUUGUUUAAAGCUGGUAGAUUAAAAGAUGUGCUUAUGUUUUUCCCCGGACCCGGGAACUACAGGUGCUUCCAUCAUUUGACCAAGAAUGUGUUUCUUUAAUCCCUCUGUAUUCACAUAGAAUUAGUUUAUAUAUAUAUACAGUAGUCAACAUUUGAAGUGGAUCAAAAAAGUUCAUCAAAGGUAUCCUAAGUCAAGACCUCAUUUUGUUUGUGUUUUUGGACAACUUUGAUGAAAGGUUUUGAUCCACUUCAAAUGUUGACUAGUGUAAUAUAUAUAUAUAUCAUACACUUACAGUAGACUGGAUCGUUAAACAAGUUACUUUGCCUUAUGUUGUUUUGAACCAUUUGAAAUUGACAUGUUGACCAAUUAUCGAGUUUGUACACAUCAUAUGACAAUAACUUCUUUGCUUUAAAUAGCUUCUGCAUUGUAGUCACUGUGGAACUUGCAAAACUGUGUGUGCUAUUUUAAGAUGUGAGUGUCUGUGUAUGUGUAGGUGAUGUAUGUAAAUCCCCUCAACAUGUGUGUGUGUGUGUGUGUGUGUGUGUGUGUGUGUGUGUGUGUCCGUCUGUCCCGAAAGCCUCACUAGCCAAUGUAUUAUCAAACAUAUAAUGUGUCAGUUUUUGCUAUACUUGGUUGAUACUGUUUUUCGAUCCAUCUAGAAAGACACUUUAUCAUGAAUUAAUGUACCUGGUGCUGUAUUUGACCUGCCUGUGAGCCCUACCAGGUCUUCUCUAUUGUGCUGUGGGAUUUCCAUCUUAUUUAAAUAAUGGGGCGGGGCUGUUGCACUUUUCCACAACCUAUAUCCUGACUAGUUCCCGGAAAUCCCGGCAUUUUACCUGCUCUAGUGAAAAAAAUGAAAUAAAAUAUAUUAAAAAACACACAAAAAA